Molecule: messenger RNA, 297 nt
Organism: Guillardia theta CCMP2712
Lineage: Eukaryota; Cryptophyceae; Pyrenomonadales; Geminigeraceae
Exons: 1
Molecular function (GO): protein binding
Source: RefSeq, a predicted model, not a curated record
AGAACUCAAAGAUUGGAUCUUUCUAAGAUGGGACUAACUCAAAUUCCGCCAGAAGUUCUUCAUUUAUCUGGACUUAGACGACUGGCUCUUGAUAACAAUUUGUUGAACUCUCUGCCUGCAGAGAUUGGGCUGAUGACAAGUCUGGAGGAGCUGACUCUAUUCUCGAAUGGGCUCGCCGAGCUGCCGCCCGAGAUUAGCAAACUGACGAAUCUUACAGAGUUGGAUAUCAGGAAAAACGAGAUCAGAGUCGUUCCUGUGGCAGUUGGAAAUUUAUCGAAUCUUACGAUUCUUUCUAUU